UACUUUGUUCAACAGCUCUUGGUCUAAAUAGUUCUGGUAGCAAGAAGAAGCCAUCUGAAGGCAAGGCAAAUGAAAAGCGACACAAGUGUUCAUUGUGCGAUUAUGUCACCGACUUUACAACCAAUUUGAAGAGACACAUGUUCACGCACACUGGCGAACGACCAUUUCCAUGCAAUCUGCGCGUGCAUACCGGCGAGAGACCAUUCGAAUGCGACCAAUGCUCAAAGAUAUUCAACCACCCAACUGCUUUGGAGAACCACCGCGAAACUCACACCAAUCCUCGUCCAUUGAAAUUCAAGUGUUCAUCCUGCUUCAAGAACUUCGCCCAACAGAAGGAAAAAGAAAAUCAUGAAACCAACUGCAAGCGACGCGGAUACCGAUGCGAUUUGUGCAAAAGCUACACAACUGAUCAUAAACCAAAUUUAAUGAACCACAUGCGAGUCCAUACUGGUGAAAAGCCUUUCCGAUGUGAAAAAUGCUCAAAGUGCUUCUCGCAAAAGGCAAAUCUCAAGCAGCACAAGAAAAUUCACAAGCAGCUGUCUCUCGGCAAUGGUGCUUGCAUCGAAAUUGCAUUGCGAAUUGCGAUGAAUGGCAACUGUACAGAGCCGCCCGAUAAACACAAAUCGAAUGCCAUGGCAAAACAAAAUGAAUCGAUUUUGUGUGGAAUGGAAAUCAAACAGGAGCCAACAAUCAAACAAGAGAAUGAAGUCUCUGACGAAAUUCUGAUCGUAUCGCGGUCAGCACACACAGCCAUUGGAUCGCUUGACAAUUCAAUUGGCGGUACAGAAGUGAAUGACAGCGACGUUUGCUUCGAUUUCUAUGAUAUGGAUGGGGUAAAGUCUGAAGUGAAGAUCGAAAAAGUUGAGGAUGAGGCGAAUCAAGUUCCACGGAAGGACUCUGACAAAAAUUUAAGGCCACAAAGCAAUGUGGAGAAGAAGAAUUCCAAAUCGAAAUCAAGUGGACCGGAUGAUGGUGUGACAAAGAAAGGAUCAGCCAAAAGCGGGAAAAGUAGCACAGCUACUAGUUUUGGUAGCAACAAGAAACCAGCUGAAGGCGAGACAAAUCGAAAGCGACACAAGUGUUCAUUGUGCGUAUAUGUCACCGAUUUCACAACCGAUUUGAAGAAACACAUGUUCACGCACACUGGUGAACGACCAUUUCCAUGCAGCGUGUGCCAGAAACGAUUCAUCAAAAAAUGGAAUCUCCAAUCGCACAUGAAAAUACACGUUAAUGAAUUUCUAUUCAGCUGCUCAAAUUGUUCGCAAGGAUUUCAUCGCAGCGAGGAGAAGGUGGAACACGAAACUGGUUGCACGGUUCGUCGCUACGAGUGUCACCUAUGCAAGGAAUUCUCUACUUUGCGGCCGCCGGAUAAACACGAAUGUGAUGCCAUUGCGUUGCAGAAUGAAUCGAUUUUGGGCGGAAAGGAAAUCCAGCGAGAGCCGACUGUCAAACAAGAAUAUGAAGGCAACGACGGUAUUGUGAUGGUAAUGAGAUCGGCACACACAGCCAAUGGAACACUUGAAAAUGCGACUGCUAGUGGCCAAGAGAAUGGUACCAAAAUUUGUUUCGAUUUCUUCAAUCUGGACGAGGUAAAAUCGGAAGUAAAGACUGAAAAGGUUAGGGAUGCGGUGAAUCAAGUUCCACGGAAGAGCUCUGACGAAAAUCGAAAUCCACAAAACAAUGCGAACAAGCGUUUCCCGAUACCGAAAACAAGUGAAUCGGAUGAUGGUGCGACAAAGAAAAGAUCAGCCAUAAUUGGGAAAAGAAGCACAGCUUAUAGUUUUGGUAGCAAGAAGAACCCAGCUGAAGGUGAGACAAACGGAAAGCGGCACAAGUGUUCAUUGUGCGAGUAUCAGACUUCCAACAAAAGUCAUAUGAAAAGACACAUGUUCAAGCACACCGGCGAACGACCAUUUCCAUGCAGCCUGUGCCAGAAGCGAUUCACAACGAAACAACAUCUCCAAUCGCACAUGAAAACACACGUCGAUGAGUUUCUGUUCAGCUGCUCAAAUUGUUCGCAAGGAUUUGAUCGAAGCGAGGAGAAGGUGGAACACGAAACUGGUUGCACGGUUCGUCGCUAUGAGUGUUAUCAGUGCACGGAAUACUCUACAUUGGAUAAGUGGAAUCUGAAAUGUUAUCUGCUUGUGCAUACCGGCGAGAGACCAUUCGAAUGUGACCAAUGCUCAAAGAGAUUCAAGCGUAAAAAUGCUUUGAAAUACCACCGCAAAUCUCACACAAAUCCUCGUCCAUUGAAAUUCAAGUGUUCAUCUUGCUUCAAAAACUUCGCCCAACAGAAGGAGAAGGAAAAUCAUGAAGCCAACUGCAAGCGACGCGGAUGCCAAUGCGAUUUGUGGAAGACCUACUCAACUGAUCAGAAAGGACAUUUGAUGAACCACAUGCGAGUCCACACUGGCGAAAAGCCAUUCCAAUGUGAAAUAUGCUCGAAGUGCUUCUCGCAAACGGCUAGUCUCAUCCAACACAAGAAGAUUCACAAGUCGCUGUCUGCUGCCAAGGAAUAA
Sitodiplosis mosellana (orange wheat blossom midge) is the source of this 2519-nucleotide messenger RNA. RefSeq names its product zinc finger protein Xfin-like. Gene Ontology annotation, biological process: regulation of transcription by RNA polymerase II. The annotation marks the transcript as partial. The record is from RefSeq and is a predicted model, not a curated record. Gene Ontology annotation, molecular function: DNA-binding transcription factor activity; RNA polymerase II cis-regulatory region sequence-specific DNA binding. Lineage: Eukaryota; Metazoa; Arthropoda; Insecta; Diptera; Cecidomyiidae. The transcript is spliced from 5 exons.